GGUCCGUUUCUGGAGUGAGGAAGACAAGAAAAUGACGACGACGGCCUGAAGUUCAAUCGCCGACGACGACGGCUACUAUGUCUAAAAGAAAGCAACCGUUGUCGACGGGUUCUUCAAAUUGACAUUGAACCGAACAAAAGUUAUUAUUACUGAAAGGCUUAAGUUCGAUGAAUCGAAAGCAAUCCAAAAUGUUUUCGUUUUGUUGUUUGAUGUAUAAGAAGUAAUGCGAAUGGAGUUCAAGCUUGUCACACCAUCAUCGUCAUCUAUGAAAUUUGCCCUUUUCUUCUCCCUCUCUCUUGCAGUUGCUUCCCACUCCACAUCCGCCAUAGCUGCUUUCUCUCCUGACUUGAGGCCUGCUCGAAAGCUCAAUUUCCGCCUUUAUUCUUCUCUAGCGCCGCCACAGGACUUGGCUGCCGCCUCCCGGGCCACAGCAGCUGAUUUGAUCUCGCUUUUAGGCCCAUCACAGCAAUCCUCCGCCAUCAGUUCCAGAGUGGCUGAGGAACUCCGGGCCUGCUUCAAAUUCCUCGUACCUUUCAUUUCUGGAUCUGAAUCAUUGAAACCCUCCUUGCACGUGCCGAAUUGGGAAUUGAGUCGCUCCAGGAGUAGGCAGGAGGAGAAUGAGCUUGUUUGGUGGCCACCUGAGCCAGUGAUGGAGCUCGCAAGGCUUGCCGUGGACUCGGGUGGCAAUCCCGGGGCUAUUCAUUGGGCUCUCGAUCCGAAAAUUAUCCCUGUUCCUGAUGUUGAAGGCUCAAAGAAAGAUCAUUGCGAGCUAACUAGAACUCCUUACGGGAGGCAUUUCAUAAACGAGGAGAUAAACUCAUACCUUAUGUAUUUGUUUGAGAUGAUUGUUCGUCGGGGCCCUGAGGUAGGGCUGAAUGUGUCAUUGAAUCGAUAUGAUUUCUUUCAUGGUCAUCUCUUUCUUGCCACCAACUCUCAAAGGCUUGGUAUUCUGUUUCAUGCUAAAGAGUACCCAGCAUAUGAUAAGGAAGUAUUUCCACUCAAUAUGGGUUACUGUCAAAUGGGGUCUAAUGUGGCAUAUGAUGAUUCAAUGAAUUUACGGAACAUAUUGUGGCUUGCUCCUUUACCAAGUGAAUCCAUUAACAAAUGGCUGGCACCAGGAGUCCUUGUAGUCCUAGAUGCACAUCCAGAUGGUAUCAUAUAUCGGGACCUAAUACCAGACUAUGUCAGUUUUGUGAGAACCCUUUAUGAAGAUGAUUUUGGACAGACUGCGGUUGAUGUUAACUACUUAAAUGUAGGAAAUGAUGCUCCCGAGUUCCAGCUUUUCAUCUGCUGACUGAUCAACUCGAUGAAGGAAUGCAAGCCUGAUUGUGAACGCAAUGAAGAAGGGAAUAUCAAAUUCAUGAAUUUCGAUGUGUUCUGCAUUCCUUUUGAUCAGCAUACAACAUCAUAGUCUGGCCACGACUAUAAAAACACGAGGAUAUCUCGACCGCUCUGUUUCAGAAGAAGGUACACUAGAAGAAGAAGACAUUGCUGAAGAGUUGCUAACUCACGCCCAACCUGAAUAUGUCAAUAUAUCGAAACGGCUUGCUGGGAAAUACAGGUACCAUGGGAGUGUUUUUGGGACGGAGGGCGGAAAACGGCUUGCUAUUUGUGCUAAAUCAAAUCGGGAGCCUUUUUUUAGGACGGAGGGAAUAUAAUUUACUAGACUAGUUCUUGAUGCAUGUAAAAUGUGAGUCCUUUAAAGACUUACUUGAUCCGUGCACGUAUCUAAUUAUUUAGUUCAGUUGGACAAAUCUAUAUU
Messenger RNA from Cuscuta campestris, 1762 nucleotides. The record is from the annotation of a GenBank genome assembly. Lineage: Eukaryota; Viridiplantae; Streptophyta; Magnoliopsida; Solanales; Convolvulaceae.